This is a messenger RNA of Pararge aegeria (speckled wood butterfly), 1698 nucleotides long. RefSeq names its product dynein intermediate chain 2, axonemal-like. Bases 1 to 1698 code for a protein of 565 amino acids. Lineage: Eukaryota; Metazoa; Arthropoda; Insecta; Lepidoptera; Nymphalidae. The transcript is spliced from 7 exons. Gene Ontology annotation, cellular component: outer dynein arm. Gene Ontology annotation, molecular function: dynein heavy chain binding; dynein light chain binding. The record is from RefSeq and is a predicted model, not a curated record. Gene Ontology annotation, biological process: cilium movement; outer dynein arm assembly.
AUGGAGAUCAUGUACGCGUAUAGCAAGAAGCGCGGCAACUUCGGCCGCCAGCCUCAGUUCUGCGAGCAGGGCCCCGAGCUGUGCGACAGCGUGGCCGCCGCGCCGCGCGAGCAGCGCCACUACGCGCUGCGCAACCCCGUGCACCGGCCCGCGCAGCACGCGCCGCGCUACUCCGAGCACUUCGCCAACACCGUCAGAGCGGAGUAUUCGACGACCGGCGCCAACCACUCGGAGGGAGGAUGGCCGAGAGACGUCAACCUGUUGGACCCUGAGGCGACUCAGAGGUAUCGCAGGAAGGUCGAGAAGGACGACCCUUACAUCCACUGCGUCAUGUCGAUGUCCCCGGGGAUGGACCACUACAUCAUGCAGAACAACGCGAUCGACAUGUACCGCGCGUACUACGCCGAGAUGCCCGCGCUGCCGCCCGUGGAGCGGAACAGCUGCCGCACCGUGAACGUGUUCCGCGACGCGGCGGGCGCGGCCGGCCGGCCCGUGCGCUCGCUCAGCUGGCAGCCCGAGGGCGGCCCCCUGCUGGCCGUGGCCCACGCGGCCGCGGAGCCGGCGCCGCGCGCGCCGCUGGCGUCGUUCCUGUGGGACGUGGAGCGCGCCAGCCAGCCCGUGCUGGCGCUGGAGGCCGGCGCGCCGCUGCUGGCCCUGCAGUUCAACCCGCGCGACGGCCACGUGCUGGCGGGCGGGCUGGCGGACGGGCGCGUGGGCGCGUGGGACCGGCGGCGCGGCGGCGCGGCGGCGCUGACGUGCCCGGCGCACGCGGCGCACCGCGAGCUCGUGCGCAGCGUGCUGUUCGUCAACUCCAAGUCGGGUCAGGAGUUCUUCUCGGGCGGGCCCGACGGGGCCUGCAAGUGGUGGGACCUGCGCAACCUGAGCGAGCCCACCGACGAGAUGAUCAUGGACGUCAUCAAGUCGUCCUUCGACGUGCAGAGCAUGGCCAACGCCAAUGGCAUCAGCGUCAUGGAGUACGAGCCGACGAUUCCCAGUCGCUUUAUGGUCGGCACCGAAAACGGUCUAGUCAUCGGAGGGAACCGCAAAGGCAAGACACCGAUGGAGAAGUUGCCACUCAAGUUCGAUGCGCACCGCGGGCCCGUGUGGUCGCUAGAGCGCAACCCCGGCUUCCUGAAGAACUUCCUGACGGUGGGCGACUGGACCAUCCGCGUUUUCAGCGAAGACUGCCGCGAGUCCGCCGUGCUGUGGUCGCCGCCGCUGCGCCACAAGGUGUCGGCGGCCACGUGGAGCCCCACCAGGCUGUCGCUGAUGCUGGUGCUGCAGAGCGACGGGCGCCUGGCGGCCUGGGACCUGCUGCGGCGCCAGCACGCGCCCGCGCUCAGCGUUCAGCUGUGCGCCGAGCCUCUGCUGCGCGUCCGGAUGCACGACGGCGGCGCGCUGGCGGCGUGCGGCAGCAGCGCGGGCCGCGUGUUCCUGGUGGAGCUGGCGGCGGGCCUGGCGCAGUCCGACAAGAACGACAAGGCGCUGCUCACCGCGGUGCUGGAGCGCGAGAGCAAGCGGGAGCGCAUCCUGGAGGCGCGCAUGCGCGAGAUCCGGCUCAAGCAGCGCCAGGCGGAGGAGGGCAGCCUGGCCGCGUCCGCCGCCUCCGCCGACUGCGCGGCCGCCGACCGCGACCUCGCCGACGCCUCCGCCGACUACGCGGCGCAGGUCCGGAAGGAGCUGGGCGCCACGGCGUAG